Molecule: messenger RNA, 12118 nt
Organism: Uloborus diversus
Lineage: Eukaryota; Metazoa; Arthropoda; Arachnida; Araneae; Uloboridae
Product: homeobox protein abdominal-B-like
Exons: 2
Coding region: 444-1310 (288 amino acids)
Biological process (GO): regulation of transcription by RNA polymerase II
Cellular component (GO): nucleus
Molecular function (GO): DNA-binding transcription factor activity, RNA polymerase II-specific; RNA polymerase II cis-regulatory region sequence-specific DNA binding
Source: RefSeq, a predicted model, not a curated record
UUCUUUUCUUCUCUGUUUAACAGUUCUUGUAUUGCAGAUUAGUAAGGAAAGGCUUAACUCUUAAUUUAUGAUGAUUAUUAUUGUUAACUAACUGUCAUCGUGUGACAUUAUUUCGAUAUUUGAGAAAAAGGUAGUUGAAUUUUGAAAGCGGGUAUUCAGUCGUAUCAGGCGAUGGGUCCCAGUCCGGUAAGAACUUUGCAAAGACAUUUUAGCUUGUUUUGCUUUGUUUUUUUGAGUGUCAGUGGUAUGCUUGAGUCUGAGUAAGAGCGAUCGGAGCUGUGUUGUGUUUUUUGUGCCUACCUGGUCAGUUUGUUGAUCACGUGAUUUUUUCCUCCCCUCCCCCACCCCCCUUCUCCGAACGAUGCUCUAGGUUUAGCGAGGAGGAAGGCUACGCAGAGACCCGGCCGGCGGUGGCAUCGAGCGCCGCGGCGGAGGCAACGACGAUGAACGGCGGCAUCUACGACGAAGCGAGCCGGCCGGCCGGCGGAGAAUCCCUUCAGCCCCUGCACAUCCCUGCCAAGAGACUGACGCCGACGAGCUAUCCGGCAGAGUGCGGCGGCGGCGCAGAUCCGGCCGGGGUCAUCCGGCACGGCAACGGACAACCGGCCUGGGGCUCGGCCGGAUACCCGGAGUCCGCCUUCGUCGACCACGUGCCCCAGUAUCCGGCGCAGCCCCUGUGCAAUGCUGUUCGUGACGCCGGCUACUACUACAACGCCAAGCCGGCGCAGAGCUCCCCGCUCAAGUUCUGGUCGAACUCGUACGAGGCCGGCCCGAGCGCCGUCGACCAGCCCUUCGGCGCGCAAUCCUGGUGCGGAUACGCGCCGUAUGCCGGAGCGCGCGUCGACCCGCAGCCCGUCUCCUACUUCCCGGACGAUCGAGCCAGGGGCCCGGACACCGGAUAUCCGCAGACGGAUGCCUACGGACUCAGAAGCUUCUCCGGCGAAGUCCACUGCCCCACCACCUACGUCCAGACCACCUCAGGAGGUGAGCCUAUGACCACAACCAACCCUUUGGAAUGGACAGGUACGGUGACUGUACGGAAGAAGAGGAAACCUUACUCUAAGUUUCAGACUCUGGAGUUGGAAAAAGAGUUCCUGUUCAACGCGUACGUUUCAAAACAAAAGCGCUGGGAAUUGGCAAGAAACUUGAACCUCACAGAGCGACAAGUCAAGAUCUGGUUUCAGAACCGGAGAAUGAAAAGUAAAAAGACCAGUCAGCGGAAUACAGAAAAUAACCAAAACAAUACAAAUACAGCCAAUAACAGCAGUAAUAGUCAACAUACAAAUGCUGCAGCCAAACUUAGCGCGUAACUAAUUCAGAACUGAAAGCCAUGUGUGUGGUAUUUUCGCCAAAUUGUCGGAAAACUGAUUUUCUUAUAGAUACGUUGUGUUGUCAUGAGGACUCGUUUUGGGCGAGGUAAAUAUUUCGUAGAGAGAAUUUUUUUCCUUUGAUAUGACAAAAAUAUUUGUUCAUUAAAUGUGGCUUGGAAAGUGAUAGGUUAUUUUCACGUAUUCCUGACAUUUUGUCUUAUAACAUUAAUUUAUUCUUAAUGUCAUUGUUAUAGGCCGGCAAAAUUAAAACGAUUACGGAAAUCAUUCAUUUUUCAUUUUCAGGUGUUUUGCGUAAAAGUUAUAAACCCCGCGAAUGACAACGGAACAGUCAUUCUAAGCCAAUAAAAAUUAAAAGGGAAAAAACUGUUUUGUGUAAGCAUGAUAUAGUUUCUAGGGUCUUAACUUAGAAUGAUAUUAGUAAUAUUCAAGUGCUAUAUCAAUUGCUCGUAAAAAAAAAAGUAUUAAAACUAUUAUUUUUAACCUUUUAGUAAUAUUUCCACAAUAAUAAAGCAUAACAUAUCAAACGUUUCUUCGAGUGAAGAAGAAAGAAGCUGAAAACAUAUUCCCUCAUGGUAUACUUUGAAAAAAUUUUGAACAAUAAAUCUGACGAAAUAUACGCACACAAUAAUUAGGACCAUGAUCCAGAUUUUAAAAAAUCGAUAUCAUUCCGCUUCUGGUUGACGUCAUAACUCCUCCCUCAAACCGUUUCCGGAGUUUCUAUGUGAAGACGGCUUGAAUGAGGUACUAUGACGUCAAUCCGAAGCGAAUUGCUACCGACCUUUUACUAGAAUAAGGCCCUUAGCGUACAUUUUAACGUCAAAAUCCUUCCUGGUUUAUGAUAUAGCAAAUUUAUUUUAAGUGCAAUAAGAAAAAUUCUUUACCACGAAUUUUACCUCAUCCAAUAAUUCCUAGUAAUAACAACACAACGUGCCAAAGCUGGUCAUCUAAUAAAUGACAUCGAAAUCUGAUCUUCAUUUUCGAAAGAGCACAAAAGAAGAACAAUAACCAGUUUUUAGCACAAAAGCCGAAGUGCUAAAAAACGAUUGCCAUAAUUGUCCACAAAAAAUAACGGAAAGUUUAUUUAGAUGAUACUUUGGAUUGCAGUUAUUCAGGGAUAUAAACGUGUAUUUUGCGAGUCUACUUGGUAUGUACAAAAUAUAUACUCAAUGUACAAAGUUACCAAUCUUCACUGUACAAAGGAACUCAGAGCUAGAUGAAAGCGCAGGAAGCUUUGGACUGGCAGUUUUGAAUAGAUUUUUUAUUAAUCUUAUUUCAUAACCUCAAACAGUGGAAUAUGUGUGCAUUAAAUUUGUACAAGAAAACUCAGAGUUUGCCGUUUCUGAAUAUAGGCACAUGCAAAAGAAGCAAAAACUGUUCAAAGAAAGUCAUAUGUUCCAGUGAUUAUCCUAGUUGCAACACAGGUAUCAUAAGAUAAUUCUAUAUUCUCUUAUAUAAAACUGUCAGCUGAAAUUAUGUCACUGAAGCACAUUUGAACGCAAGGAAUAUUUGAUAUUUUUAUAGUGCCAUCUAGAUAUAAAUUCAUACGCAUACGAAACAUUUUAUAUCUGUUUUUCUUCAUUUUUCUGUUUUUUUUUUUCCAAAAUGUUUCUUAUAACUUCUCAAGAGAAACUGAAAUUUGGAAGUACAUAAAAUUACAUUGUAUAAUACAAAUAUUUUUUGGAAAGAGAUAAUUUUCAGUACUGCAGCAAAAUUUUUUUUUUUUUUUUUUUAAUUUUAGAGCAGUGUUUUUGAAACUUAUGUGAACUAGACCUUCAACACGUAUUUUGGAGGAAAAUUAAAUGAAUAUAAACAAAAUAUAAGAAAUCUGUUACAUUACAUAGCAUUUAAAAAUCUUGAUUGCCCAACAUUUAUGUUGUGAUUUAUACACAGGAGGAUUAUGAACUACUCUGUGUUCACCGAAAGGAUGGACCGAAAGUAAACAAAUAGGUUGCCAGAUGGUUAGUCAUUGUGGCUAAUUUUGGGAAUUUUCCCUGGAAUAAAAAAAUAAUAAUAAUUUGAAUUUUGACAUUUUGAAUUCAAAUUAUGUUUUUCACAAUCACAAGUGUGUGUAUGUAGGCGCGUGUGUUUGUGUGUGGGGUAUGUGUGUUUGUGUGUAGGGGUAUGUGUAUGUGUGUGUAGGCAUGUGUGUUUGUCUGUGUGCUGGCAUAAAUGUGUGGGUAGUUGUGUAUAUGAAUGUGUGUAUGUGUGUGUGUGUGGGGGGGUAUGUGUAUGUGUGUGUAGGCAUAUGUGUUUGUGUCAGUGUGCAGGCAUGAAUGUGUGGGUAGUUGAGUGUAUGUGUGUGUGCGUGCGUGUGUGUGUGUGUAGCUGCGUAUGUAUGCGCGUGUGUGUAGGACAUGGAUGCAACCUGGAGACGGCUUUCGCUCUAGGAGCAGCAUCGUGAGGAGCCGGUCGACGGUGACAGGGUGCGGAGGGGAAAAUAAAAAGAUAGGACAUCAAAACAGUCAAAUGAGAACAAUAAGCAAUCGUUAUUGCUCAAAAAACCAAACCUACGAGGCAUUCGCCGUCUGCUAAGCACCAAUUUGUUCUUCUCUAAACCUAACACGUGUUUGCAGUCUCCAGAUGGCGCAUUUCUUUGUUUACAUCUAGUCUAUCUUUCCCGGGAGCACAGUAUAGAGUGAUACACACAAUUAGUCAAAAUGGCUUCAUAGAGGAGGCUUCUCGCUUGUUUGCUACAAGCUUGAAAAACUACUGCUCAUUAUUGAAAUUUUAAUUUGGUAAAAUACAAUAUGUUACAAUAUUUGAUACACAUUUUACAAGUAAUUUUUAUUUAAAACCAAGUUCUGAAGCAAGGUUGCACGCGAAGCAACUUGAGUAUAAGAAAUAUUUUGAGAAAGCACAAUACCGCGGUUUAAAAAAAAAGUAAGACAUUCGUUUUUGAAUCGCAAGAGUUAUUUAAACAAUUCAUAAUCUGUAGCGAAAGAUUGGUUUUCGUAGAUUUGUUAGAUUAACUGACUCAUUAAAUUUAAACGAAACGAUUACGAUAUCAACCUGUGAAAACAUUUGUUUAUUUGCCAUUUGAGUUACAAUACGAGUAUUUCAUUAUGUCACUAAACAAAAAUGAAAAAGUUUGAAUUAAUGUGAUAAACUAUUAUAUUUGCCGUUUUCGAUAAUUAUAUUUUGCCACACCAAUUCUGUUUUUGAAAGGUCAGGUUGAUUUAUACUCAACUGAAUAGAAGCAGUGUAGUAAUGAGCAGAUUGGACUUUGGAACACAAUGCACAAAUGUGUUUCAUAUCUAUGAGGAAUUUUUCGUUCUAUGCCAUGCAACAAGUUUGCCAUUUCGGUCUUAUAGCUUGGUCGUGAACUGAAGAAUGGGCUCAUUGUACGUCUGAAACAUUUGUAUGCAAUUUUCAUGUUGAUUUGACCAGUCAGCGACAAUUAAAUAAUAUGUUCUUGCAAUAACAUAUUUUCAAAUACUUUUAUCAAAUAUCUACCUAAGGGCAAUAGUUGGGAUACUGGUAGGAUAAUAGUUCACUCUUUUUAUUCAAAGUUUUAAACCAAAUCAUGUAUGUAGAACCAGUUAUACUUUCUUUUAUAACCAAAAGUUUUAUUAAUGUAGUUUCAAAUUCAUUGCUCUAAAAGACAAACAGAAAUGAUGUACAUUCUAAUUUACUAAAGUAAUCACAGUGUUAUUUAGCAUGUGUCUUUAACUAUAAAGGUAAAAUUAAUAUGGUAAUACUAUAAAAAAGAGUGAUCGCCCAUUUUUCUUCCUCAAUUACUGAGACAUAUAGAUUUCACAAUACGAGCUUAUUUCAGUACAUGUACCCUUCAAAUGGUUACACUUCUGUCUUCAAUCGACUUGAAAGAUAUUUCAUGUGAAUAUUGAUUGGUUUUUAAUAUAAGCAUCCUACUUCAAAGCAAUAUAUGAAUAUGUUUGUAUUAAUGACUUAAACCUGGAAUUCAUUAUCUUGAUCUAGAUAUUAACGUUAAAACAGGAAUUUUCGUUGAUGAAAAUAUGCGUGAAUUUGUAAUAAGAUUUGUACUCAAAGUUUUGUAUUCAAGAAUAUUUUAAAAAUAACUUUAUUUAAUCUGCAUACAAAUGCAUAUUUUAAGUCAUAAUUUGAAAAUUAAUUACAUGCUUAAGCAUAACUGAAUUUUGAAUCGUAUGUAGACUAGAGCAUUACGUCAUAGAGACGAAACAGCUUCUGCGCAUGUCCUGGACAACCGAAUUUCCACUCGUGUUUUUUUUUUUUUUUUUUUUGUCUUGGUGGCGUCACGCUCUAAUCUUGAUGUGGAUUCAUAUUUGUUGUUGCAUUACUUUGAAGUGUCUAAAUUUGAGAAAUUGAUGUAUAUAAAUGUGUUCAAAUAAAUACACAACGGUGAAAUGUUCAUUAAAAAUAAUAAAUUCCGAAUUUACUUACAUUUGUUCAUGGCAGAAUUUUAAUAAAAUAAUAAAUUAUUUGUACAUAGUAAUAUAUAGGAAAAAGGUUAUGUUUGUUUGUUUGUUUCACUGAAGUUAAGGUUACGUUUCUAAGUAUAUAUUUUAUGAAGCUAUUUUCUUUAACCAACCUCUAAACAAAGCAAAAUUUGUCAAAAAUUCAUGCUUCCCCCCCCCAGGCCCUUCUGUUUCAGUUUUCGUUUUUAGAUGAAAAAAUGAAUGUAUUUGUUGAUUUUCAGGGAAUAACCUGCAUUAAGUAGCAAUUCAAAAAAUAUAAAGAAAAUAUCUCUCCCCGACGACAAUAGUAGCACAUCUCAAAAGAAAAAAAGAGACAAGAAACAGCAUUGGAGAAAAUCAAGGUUUUACGCAAUAUACUACUGUUAAUUCAUUUAUUCUCAAAUACUACAACGUGCGCAAAACAUUUAUAAUCUUAAGUUUACCUAUUGGUUUUUGUAGAGUUUGGAAAUUUUUUAAGUUAGGAAACUUUAUUGAUGUGUCAUCAUUGAUUAUAUCGUUUAUACGAAAAUAACUUUGCGAGUUUUGUGACAAGAAAGAGCAUUAAUUUUAGACUUUAAGCAAAUAAUUUAUGUUUUUCAAAUUUUUGAGAUGCACCACUGUUGUCCUCUGUGAGGGAUAUAAGAGGUACUUUUGAUAAAUUUCCUAUAGACAAAUCAUAGUUUUUGUUUCGAUUAUUAAUUGGAAUGCAUAAUUUCUGAAGUGACUGCACUUACAAAACUGCUAAUCGAGUCUCACAAACUCGGCAUGAUAUGUAUCGAAUCUGUGACGAGUUUGUAAAAUGCGGAACUUUCAGAUAAUUGAAUCUAAAAUGAGACCUAUAGUUUGAACAGGUGGUUAAUACUUUAACAUAUCAAUUUCCUGGCAUUAUCAGAACAAAUAUUUAUGUCAUGGAAAAAUAAAGGUUUCUCUCUGUGUGGGAAGCAAUAUAUAAUACUAAAAAGCAAGUUGAAGCAACUCCUGCGAACGUUUCAAAAUAUAAAAUUUUGUUUCAAAAUAUAAAAUUCAAAAUAUAAAAUUUUGAAACCUUUUUCAUUAAAAAAAAUAUGUUUUUUAGGAUGCCAAUUUACACGCGAACGAUCGAGUUUGUGAGGCUCAACUGUAUAACACCAUUUUCUGGUUGUUUCCUGGAAAAAAAAAUGGACCACUUAAUUUCUAGGGUUGACAAACCCUAAUGGGAGAGUUGUUUUUUGUAUUGAGAAUUAUACAUUCUAAGUUAUUGAUUACAUUUUUUUAAAGCGUUGUUCAAAGUUUUCUAUGAAGCAUAUAACUAUGUUGAAUGGCGAACUGUUUUAUUUUCGUCUUACAAAUUUAGAGUUCAUAUUUCUUGCUUAUUUUUUGGUAACACAUAUGCAGGUUGUUUCACAAUAUGUACACGCAUUGGAAAUUCAUGAAAAACUUGUCAAAUGUACAAGGUUUAAUUUCUGGGAGGUCAACAAUCCAAUAAAAAAUAAAUGUGCAAUUGGAUUUUCGAUUUAGAAAGCACUAAGAGAAAAAACCUAAACCUUUUCAGUGCAGUGUACGGUAAUGAGUUUUAUUACAAACAUGAGUUCACCUCACUUCUCUGUCAUAACAAUGAGCGCCCAUAACUAAUAAAACUUAACAAGACAACUGCAUACAUAGAACACAUAAGAAGUCUGAUUUCCCUUGCGUUUUCGUAUCUUACGCUAUUCAAUUUAUAACUGUGGGGCCCAUUAAAAUAUAAGAUGUACCCUUAGAGCAGACAUUUGACAGAGAAAGGAUUUAUUACCACACUUCAUGAAACAGAGUUUUGUUGGAAUAUCACGUGAUAAAGUUUUUUUAAAUGGUGACCUGACAAUCCCUCAUGACGCCAAACUUGAACGGUGCUCGAAAUUUACAUAUCGGUUUGUUGGCAAAAAACGCUCAGUAUAGUUUAAGUUAACAGCAUUAAACCAUUGUGAACCUCAUUGAACUGUUGCCCCGAAGGAAGUACAUAGACCUGUCACGUGACAAUGAAGAAAGUGAGAGGUGUUCGCCGAGACAUAAUGGGUUUGGUUUCCUGAGUGGUUGGAGCAUUUUAUCAUUAUACAUUUGUUGCUCUACUUCUUCUGAGGGUGUAUCGUCGUAAGCCAUGUUAGUUGGACACAGUUUGAGUUAAAAUUCAAUUAGUAGAUGCAGAAAUCUUACUGGAUGCUUAGAUGCGAAGUAGGAAAUCAGUCUUGAUUCGUACUGAGAAAAUGAGGGAUGCUGAAGGUCAUCAAUUAGAACAUUUACUUUAGUAACGGUUUGAAAAAUUCGAUUUGAACAGAAACUACUCUUCGUUUCAAUUUUUCGUCUGAAGCCUUACAUUUCCAAGAAAUUUUACCCUGUAAUUUUGAAAAUGAAUUUCCAAUGGCAUUGAAAGUUUGUAUACAGCGUGAGUCUUAACGACAUGGGAAUAUCUUACUGGGUAUUAGAAAACAUCUAAACAAGCAAGGAUAUGUAAGGAACUUACGUGGAGCGAACUCAAUGUUACAGCGCUACAUGCGCACGAGCCAGAAACUGACUGAUGUGAAACAUGUAUGAAAUUUAUCUCACUAAAACAAUUUUACAUCAGUCAGUUUCUGGCUUUAUGUGCAGGUCAACUUUGAGUUUACGAUUUUAAGUCUCUAUAUCUUCGCCUCAGAGCAACAGUAAUAUAUCUAAUCCCAGGAAUAACAGUAUGAUGUCCAACUGCGGCGUUAAGGCGACGAUAUAUUCUUGCUUGUUUAGAUGUUUCUACCACCCAAUAAAAGUAUUUCCGCGUUGUUCUCAAUUACCCCGUAUACUUUUAUGAUUUUUCUUGUUAUUCGAUUCUGUCUUCUUUCGCCUCAUUUUGCAGGCUUAAGUUCCUAGCUCCUAAUUUCUUUAGAGCAAUUAGUAACUGAUGCAUUCCAGGUUUCAUCAUUACAAGGAACUCCUUUUUUCAUGCAAAUGAUGUAAGCUAUGUGGAUGAAAAUACAAUAGAUAACUGGCUUUUUCUCUUCUUACAUGAGUUUUGCUAAGUUCACAUCUUGUGCAUUUGAAAAAGAGAUUCUUUGUAACCACAAAACAAGUUUGUGCAAUUUUAUUUGCAUAAGUGGGCUUAAUAAUGGCUGUAAUUACCAUGUUUAUGUAGACUAUAUUGAAAGAUCCCUUAGUUUUCAAGUGUAGCAAAAGACAACCAGAUCUUUAAAAAUUUUAUCUGUUAAUAAAUUACUUCUAAUCCCUUCUGUCUCUGAGGUACAGAAUUUUUAACUUAGUAAAAUGGAAGGGCAAUGCCCCUUUACUCUUAAAAUAGACACCCCUCCCCCCCCCCCGUGCAAGCCGCCUAUGGCAUGCAAAGUUCAUGCACUAGGUAGGUGAAAUGUGGUUCCUAAAUCACGCUGUACAGCAGCUCCUACUAGAAUUAUUAGUAUGAUAUCUUACCCCAAAAUAAAAGAAAGUUUCGUCUACCAUUUUAACUAGUUUUGAUCUCUUGCCCCGAAACAGAAGAGAGUUUCGUCUACUAUUUUUACUAGUUAUCUCCAAAAUUCGAAUAUUGGUACUUACACCCCUUUGCUGUUAAGUUUUUCUAUGUUCAUCGACAAUCAAUUGCUGUUUACAGUAUCCAAACUGAAGUAACAUUGUUCUUUUAUAUAGAACAGCUACUAUUAGUAAAAACAUCAAAAUGUGACUUCAAUAUCUAUUAUUGUGGCCGAAAAUAAUUUCUGUAUAUCUACAAUCUUUGGCAGCAUCAACUGUCUAUAUAAUGCAUAUUUUUGGACAUUUUUUUUUUUGAAGAAGUGUAAAUUUUUCGGCAAUUCUCACUAAUAUUAUUUAUUUAUAAAAAUGCUGUCAGCUUAUUGGAGAUAUGUAUAAUUUUUUACAACCUUAUUUUUUGAAUAAUAGAUAAUUAUAUAUAUAUAUAUAUAUAUAUAUAUAUAUAUAUAUAUAUUUUUUUAACGUGGAUUCAUGUAAUUCUACUAAAUUUGAUGGGAAAUGCGGUCCAACAAAGGAGCUAUACUUAUUUAUGUUUCGGUAGUUUUUUUAGUAGUUGAACGUUUUUCUAACACCCUGGACUAUUUAUAGCUUUUGGGUACAUAUGAAUUUGAGAUGAACGUAUUUGACAUCCUGUUUGCGUUUCAUUAAAAUGAUUAAUUAGUUUGGUCAAUAUUUUUACAUAAAAGCUAUGACCACAUUAUUCGUGUAUUGAUACCAGACAACUCUUGAAAAUCUGGUUUCACUUUUGCUACGUUUUGGCUUUGUUUUUUAGUGUUUUUCCUUUUCCUUUUUGGCUUCAAUAAUCUGAAACACCUAAAAUGAUUGAGUAGCGCUUAAAUAUUUAAAUACAAUAGUUCUUGAUCUAAAACAUAAUUGUUUUUAUAUUUAGUAUGUAAAAAUCUCAUUGGAAACUUACCUAGCAAAUCUAUUGUAAUUUAUUAUAUUAUAAGAUAUAAAAAUAUUCAGGAAGCAUCACUAUCAAAUGCUAUUUUUAAAAUGUUCUCGUAGUUUUUUUUACUGUACCUUAAUGUUUGAAUAUGUGAUCUCAUUAUUAUUUUGAUUAUGUUUCUCAUGCACAUUCUAAUUUAGUAUUGUUGCUCUUUUUUUUUUUUUUUAACAUAAAAUACCUGAAGACGACAAGUGAAUUCAAUUUUCUUCCAAAUAACGCAUGGUAUUUUAUAGUAAUGAAUUUCUCUUUCUGUGUGUGUAUAUGUAAAUAUGAACAUGGGCUGCUGGCAAUCAGACUUUUCUCUGCAAUCAGUUUUGAAUGAACCACAUUUUUAAAUAUAGUUACACAGGAUGUUUGAAAAUUCAUAUAAAAAAUUCAAUAGAAUAGCUACACAUUGUCGCAUGAAUAUGUGGUUUAUGCAAUAAUACUUCACAAGGUCACGAAUAUUUUGUGACAUGGUGAAAAGUGAAAAAAAAAAAAAAAAUAAAUAAAUAAAUAAAAAAUAAAUAAUAAAUAAAAAAUUAAAAGAAAAAAAAACUUCCAAAUUGUGUUAAAAAGUGGCACCGUACCGUCCCAGCAAGAAAAACAAACGAAAUAGUAUUAGGUGUUUUAACAUUUUAUUAAACAGAAAGCAAUGAGUUCAAUGUGUGUACCGUUUGGUGCGUGAACCACAUCUGAACGUAACUCAAGUUCAUUUCAUGUUCUAGCUAGCAUGGAGUGCGGAAUAGUUUGUGCUACUUGGAUAAUUCGUAUCUUCAGAUCUUCAAUACUAGCAAUGCUACACAAUUUGACCCAGAUUAACACAAAAACAUUCGGUAACCUCGCAGGAUUUCUAGUGCAAACCGUGUAUUCAUACGACAAUUUGCUGCUUUUCUAUGAACUUUUUAAAUGUGUGAAGGACUUUUUUUAGACACCUUGCACAAUUACUCCCGCUUAAAACAGCUCUACUUUUAUUCAGUAAUCUGAAUUUGCAUUUAUCGAUUUUAUGUAUCCUUUAGUAAAGUUUACUAUAAAACUAAAGAUUUUGUAGGUUCAGACAGAUAAAGCUGUAUUAACUUGAUCAACUUUAGUUCUCAGAAAGCUUCAUAAUGUAAUUACGAAUGAGUAGAUCUGAACUUUUUAUUAUUUUACGAAAAAAAGUUUAACUUUAUCUAAUUUUGGUUCCUUAAUGUUUCAAGCUCUUAAGAUACGGGCAUUAAAAUUGCGUGGAUUAUUUCUAUCUGAAAACUUGUAAAGCAUACCUAACAAACUAAUUCGCUACGUUAAGCAAACCCAAACAAUCAUUUCGAAACUGAAUUUCAAAGAAGAACAUUUUAUGAUGUAUUGUUUCAAAAUUAAUUCAAUCGUUGAGAUCGCAACUAGCGGUUCAAAAUUAAUUCAAUCGUUGAGAUCGUAACAACUAGCGUUUCAAAAUUAAUUCAAUCGUUGAGAUCAUAACAACUAGCGUUUCAAAAUUAAUCCAAUCGUUGAGAUUACAAAAACUAAGUUUUUCAAUGGAGUUUUAAUUAAGUUCAAUCAAUUAACUUAAACUAAUAAAGAGUUUUUUUCUUGUCUUGGAAAAUUCAAGUUCAAGGGUUUUUAGUUUCUUUAUCAUCACUCAAAACUGUUUGCAGCAUUAUUCGUGCAAUCCAUGGUAUGAAUUAAUUUACGGGAAGAUUACCUCUUUUUGAUAAACGUUGUUUUUGUUCAUUUGUAUGGAAAUAAAAUUUCCAUCGAAUUUGCAAUCGUUACUGGAAUUGUUAUCAUGAUUAGAAAAUCUGCUCUUGUUUAUAAAGUGUGCAAUGAUAAGUACCUUAUUUAAGCAGAUAUACAAAGAUUUUUAUACUUUCUGAAACAAAAUAAAAUGUUUCAAACUCAGUUACAUUCAUUGAAAAAAUUACUUCAUUUUUGUAUAAAUAUUCAUAUAUAUAUAUGUACAUAAUUAUAUCACGUAUUGAGUGUGAUAUAUAUGUAUAUGUUGUGAAGUACGGAAAUAAAAGUUGAUC